Molecule: messenger RNA, 4269 nt
Organism: Aplysia californica (California sea hare)
Lineage: Eukaryota; Metazoa; Mollusca; Gastropoda; Aplysiida; Aplysiidae
Product: ribonucleases P/MRP protein subunit POP1
Exons: 7
Coding region: 203-2917 (904 amino acids)
Biological process (GO): tRNA 5'-leader removal
Cellular component (GO): ribonuclease MRP complex; nucleolar ribonuclease P complex
Molecular function (GO): protein binding
Source: RefSeq, a predicted model, not a curated record
AGUGACAACGCUCUUUAGUGCGCAGAAAUAACAAAAAGUAUUGAGCAUUGGUUUUAAACUGUUAGUUCUGCUGUGCUAUAACACUUCCGGAGUCCGGAGAUUGCUUUCCUAUUGCCUUGCCCGCACGCAUGGCUCUAUUAUUAGACUUCUAGAUCUAGAUCUAUUGCAUUGAGUGCAUACAUGGGGAGGAACGCCGAAAACAAUGCAAACGGAACGAAAAAGGAAAGCAGGAGACUCUCUCUUGGUCUCAACAGCAGAGAAGCAGCCUAAAAUGAGCCCAGGGAGGAAAAAAGAAUUACAAAUUGUCAAAGAUGUCAAUGUUCAGAGUUAUAUUCAGAGCCGGGCUGUUGAGGUUCGAGCGUUUACAGAACUGGUGAAAAAUGUCGGCGGCAACCACACAGCCUUCCAGAAGUUGCCGCGUCACAUGCGCCGCAGAGCCAUGAGUCAUAACAUCAAGAGAGUUCCCAGAAGGCUGCAUGAAGUCGUCAAGGCGGAGCUGGAAAGAACCAAAGCACCUGCUAAAAGACCAAGCCGUCGAUAUCGAAGACGUCCCAGCAAUCUGCUCUCUGAGUACGAAAGGAGAAAACGUAGAAUUGGCUGGCUGGAGACACAUAUCUGGCAUGCUAAGAGGUUCAAGAUGGUGGAGAAAUGGGGCUACAGACUGGCCCUCCACCCUUGUGACAAGAGUGUGCGGGCCUGCUACAGGGCAGUGAAUAUGCAUUGUAUGAUGCAGGACGUGUCUUUUGAGAGCUACAUAGAGGUCAAAGGAUCAAGAGAGGAUAUCCUGAGUGGUCUUUCUCACAUCACAAGUCAAGAGUCUGGUCCUACUUUUGCUUCUAAGAUGACAUCAGCGGGCACAAGACAGGGCUUAGUGACCUUGUACUCCUUUGACUCCUACCCACGUGGCUGCAUUGGUCAGGUGACUUAUCUGUGGAAGGGCAGGAAAAUAGCUGACGGUGAGAGUGAAGAUGAGUCAUUGUUGUGGAUCUGCUGCCAUCCAUCUUUCUAUAGCCAGGCCAUGAGUGAGUUACGCAAAUGUUUUCCUGUCAGUGAGAGUCAGGAUGGAAUAAAUGGCUGUGAAAAUGGGAAUGAUGGAGUUCCAGCCUCACCUCUAGUCCGUGUCACAUCAUUGAAGGACCAGCUUGUCACUUUGAGGUUGUAUGGUCCUGGUUCGAAUACCGUACUGGCAGAGGUAUUGAGACCAGCCAGUGUUGUGCCGGCACAGUCAGAGGGUAGUGCUGGAACAACUGGAAAAGUGGAGAGUGAAAGAAACAAUCCAGCGAUGUGGUGGAAGGAAUAUUACUCCUCCGAGGCUACGAGAGGUGACCUUGACAGGCAGAUAGAGGUUUGGUCUAGACUGAAACUUUGCAGAUCUCCAGCGGAGUCUCCCCCACACUCUGUGAUCGCUGUGACGGUAAGGGACCCCCGUGUUCUGCUACCGCCCAAGAGACAGAAGGUGGCGAGUUCAAACACAGGCUCAGUGUGUGCCCAGCUACCAUCGGAAUUGUUUAGCCCAGAGGUCAGCUCCAGCCCGCUGUGGGAUGUCUCGGUGAGACAGACGGUGAAGAGUUCCAAGAUGGCGGAGAAGGAACUGAACAAGCUGAAGGGCCAGCAGUUGAUUCCAGGCAGUGAACUGGACCUAGGUGAUGAGGAAUCUCGCAUCCCGGUGCUUCUGAUCCAGAGACCAGGAAUUCCCAGCAGCCCGUCACUGUCUUCUAGUUCACAGGCAGGCUACGCCAGUGGUUGGGAUGUGGUCAUACCUGGGGGGUGGGCAAUGGCAUUCUGGGUGGCCUUUGUCUACCGGGGUGCUCGGGUGGGUGGUUUGCGGGAGGCCCAGAGUGUCUGGCUCCAGGCCGGUCAACUCUCUGCACCAGGAGAUUUCCCAGACAGCCGGGCUGGAUUGUCUGAGAUAAAUGCGGAACUCGGAGAUUUGAAAACUAGGCAUGAGAGGAGACCACCAGCUAAACGGCCUAAUUAUACCAAACUUGGGAUGCUGUUUCCUUUUGAGUACAAGGCUGGUGAACUUGUGAAAAUCUGGACAGCGAAGGUUGUUGAAAAUCUUCCAGGUGUGGUGUUAAACUCGCAGUAUGUCCUGGAUGGAAACAAUGACAACGGUGUGGUUGUAUUAAGAGAGAGGAAAUUACUUUGUCUAUUGGACAGUGUCUUGGCAAAUCCGAGCAGAUUUUUAAAAUAUGGUCUUACUUCAAUGAGCAAAAACAAUAAUAAGAACAAUAACAAGAACUGUGAGCAAAACGAAUCUGGAAAUAUUUAUAGCCAACUCUCGCGUUAUGCUGCUGGUAAGAGACUGCUUGACAACUUCCUUUCAGCUCUCGUGCCCGUCUCCUUCCACAUGCUUCUCAGGGGUGUCCCGUAUUUUCGUGGUCACGUCUGUCUUCCGUCCGACGACGAUUUGAGAACAUUAGAUGGUGAUAAAUCGUAUGGAGGACCUGUUGAAAACCUGCAUAAAGACCCUGGUCGUUCUGUGAGAAAGGCAGAGAGGAAAGAGCGGCUUAAACUCCGGAGGAAGAAGCAAAAGGGGAGAAAGACAAAUGCUGGGAGCUCAGUAAAGGGUGAAGAAACAUCAGGCUCUCAUUCUAGUGCUUUUGUGGUGCAAAGUUUGGAUCUUCUCAAUCGAACAGCUCAAGAAACGCUGAAAACACAAGAAGUACAGUCAGCACCACAGCAACACGAGGAAAAACUUGAUGUGCUUACCCAGACUGGUCGUCCGAUCAUUGGCUUUGUAAGGAAAGGGGACUUUGACCUUGGGCGAGGUCAGGGGUCAGGGGUGGCAUUCUGUUCUGUGGCAGCUCUGUUAGAGCUUGUAGAGCAACAGAAGGCGAGGACGAGAAGCCUGGUGCUGGUCAGAAACCCCUCCUCCCUGCAGUUUAGAUUUGCCUCACUCAGUAUUGCAAUGUAAGAUUUAACUCAUUCCACGCCACGGUCAAUUCGAAUUCCAACUCUAUGCCAAUGCCAUGAAAAUUUCCAUUUGGCCAACAGACCUAUUGGGGUACUUACUUUGAGGGCUAUUACAAUUAUUUAGCUGUCAGAUGUAUCCAUAUUAUACCAACAUGAAGGAAAAUUAAUAAGAAUUAUAAAAAGUUUAUAAAACUCAAAUAAAUGAUGACAGAAUAUAAACAUAUGCACCACCAUAAGUUGACAAAGUGCAACAUGAACAAAAAUGAUGAUGGGCAUAUGGACGAUACAACAUGACAUUUUUUAUGUAGACUACUCUUAUCAUAUGUGAGCACUUUUCAUUUUCUUUUCUUCAAUCAGAAAGAUAAGAAUAAGAUAAACUUUAUUGAUCCGUGAGGAUGAUGAGUCUUCAUAAUGGAUACCAUUUUAGAUUGUGCGACUUUACGAAAUGUACAUCAUGUAUAAUACUUUGUGUUACAAUAUUAGGUUUAUACUUACAAUAAUAGUAGGCUUACUGACAUUUUGACUACCGAUACCAGUGCAUUAUUGUCAGGUUUUGCUUUUGUCAGUUUUAUGUUUGCCCCAUGAUCAUUUUGGUUGAGAAGUCAGUCUUCUACUUUAAUCCCAGCUCCUUUUUGCUCAGUUUUACUUUUGCAGAGUCCAUGAAGUUUUUUUGUUUGUUUCUCUUUAUGAAAGCAGCUUUAGAUCUAGUUCUCUGGUUCAUCAUUGUAUAUAUAUCGUUGCCUCAGAAUUCUAAAUAAAAAAAUGGUUAGAGUUAGAGAUCUAACUUGGUUUCUGUAAAUUUUACAGAAGAGUGAAAACAACAAAAAAAUUCAAGGCUAUUGUACACAUUUCAGCUGUUUAAAAUCCAAUUAUUUGGAUAGGUUAAAACCCAAAACCACAUUUUAGAAGUAAGCUGUUUAGAAUCCUGCAGCGACGAUAUAUGUAUAAUUUUCCUGCCACAAUGUUUGCAUGGGCUAGGACAAGGGUUUCUUUAUCACAGAACGGAAGAACUUUCAGGGCUGGUUGGGUGAAGUGAGGGAACCAUUGAGAUAAGGUGUGAUAAUUUUGUUACCAUCACAAGAACCAUAUGUUCUGGAAAGCUUGAUAAAAGUUUGUAUCCAAAAAAGAUACAUCGUUAGGUAGGGGCUACCUCUUUGGCUCUUCUUCAUAUAGUGCCUAUUCUGGUCCUAGCAACUAAAACCUAAAGCAAAGGUGAAAUUUAAUAAAACCAUGAUAUUUUGUGAUAUUCUUUGUCCUCUCCAUGUUGUUGUCAGUCACCGACCUAGCUCUAUGUUACAUUUGUUCAUGCCAAUGCCAUGGUUAUAUUUCAUUAAAGUUUUAAGUAUGUCUGAA